AUGCCCCGUUCUGAUGGUGCUACCCCUUGGAUGCCAGAUUGUACUCAUUGGACUGUCUCCAACUCGUCUCGUUCUGCUGCUCCGGUUGCUCGUCUCUCUCUUGGUGCUUUGCGAAGGUAUUGGCACCCUGCAAAGGGUACCAUUACCUCUCGUAUGGGUCCUCCCUUGAAGUUGCCUGCCCAUUUGUUGCUGUCUCCUGCUUCGUGGCGUCUUUUCUGGUCCCUGGAAAUGCCUGCAAAGGCUUUCACACCUUGGUGGCGAUUGCUACAUGACCGUGUCCCGCACCGUUCGUGGUGCCAUAGGAUUAUGCCUACAAAAGUUCUGUCUCCUGCUUGUGCUCUUUGUGGUUUCACUACCGCGAAAAACUUAGCGGAAAUGCUCUAA
Molecule: messenger RNA, 384 nt
Organism: Mucor velutinosus
Lineage: Eukaryota; Fungi; Mucoromycota; Mucoromycetes; Mucorales; Mucoraceae
Gene: ESF2
Product: RNA-binding ATPase activator esf2
Exons: 1
Coding region: 1-384 (127 amino acids)
Source: RefSeq, a predicted model, not a curated record